Molecule: messenger RNA, 4828 nt
Organism: Betta splendens (Siamese fighting fish)
Lineage: Eukaryota; Metazoa; Chordata; Actinopteri; Anabantiformes; Osphronemidae
Gene: rbm15
Product: RNA binding motif protein 15
Exons: 1
Coding region: 310-2856 (848 amino acids)
Biological process (GO): regulation of alternative mRNA splicing, via spliceosome
Cellular component (GO): nucleus
Molecular function (GO): mRNA binding
Source: RefSeq, a predicted model, not a curated record
UGUAAUUAAGUAAUUGCAAAACACACAUUAAACUGACAAUAAAAGCAUAUCAACCAGAAUCCCAUACAGAACUAUGUAUUUAAACGUCCCUCGGAUGAUUGACGGGCACAGUAAAGUUUUCCACCCACUUUUCAGCCAAUCAGGGCGAAGAGGUGGGCCUUCUCGCUAAUCUGUACAAAAUGGCGACUGUUUUUGUUUUGCCGCAGGGUCAGUGAAUAAAACCGCUUUCCAUCGCAGUCAUUUUCUGCACUAAUUUGCAGAAAAUAGCAUUAAAACGGGCACCCGGAGGGCCACCCGCGUUGGACAGAAAUGAAAGGUAAAGAGCGGUCGCCGAUUAAAAAACGCUCCCGGGCCCUGGACGAUAUUCGAGACAGGGGAGGAUGCCACCCGACCAGCAAGAAAAUGGGUGCUCUGUCCGUGUCCAGUGGGAGCAAUAACGGAAACAGCUCCACCAAAAGCGACGGCGGCUCAACGAGAAGGAGUCUGCUCGCCGAGAAAAGAGAGCGGGACUUCGACGGCCACAGCCGGACUGGAAACAACCACAGCUGUCCGCCCGCCGCGGCGAGCUCCGUCGCCAAGAACCACAGCCUGAGCCUGACGCUGGAUCUGGCCUCGCCGAGGACCGCGUCGCGCGCGGAGCAGCGCGUUCCGCUGGCCGGCGCCGAGAGUGAGUACAAAACCCUGAAAAUAAGCGACCUCGGCACGCAGCUGAGCGACGAGGACAUAGAGGACGGACUCUUUCACGAGUUCAAGAAAUUCGGCGACGUGAGCGUCAAGAUAAGCCGUAGCAACGACGAGCGCAUAGCGUUCGUGAACUUCAGGAAGCCGGAGGACGCCAGAGCCGCGAAGCACGCGCGGGGCCGCCUCGUGCUCUACGACCGGCCGCUCAAAAUAGAGGCGGUGUACAUCAACAGGCGGAGAAGCCGCUCUCCCGUGGAGAGGGACGUGUACGCCGCGGCGCAGAGCCACAGGCACCUGCCGAGAGCCCUGUCGCCCACCGGGCUGGGCUACCGGGACUAUCGGCUCCAGCAGCUGGCCCUGGGCAGGCUGCCCCCUCCGCCGCCGCCCCCCCUGCCCCGAGAACUGGAGCGGGACCGGGAGUUCGCCCUGUUCGAAGCCAGGGCUCGUCCGGCUUUUAUCGCAGAGCGAGCGCCUUUUCGCGAGGAGGACUUUAUUUCCCCGGAGGACGACCAAAGAGCCAACCGGACGUUGUUCCUGGGCAACCUGGACAUAACCGUCACAGAGGCGGACCUGAGGAGAGCCUUUGACAGGUUUGGGGUCAUAACAGAGGUGGACAUCAAGAGACCCACGCGGGGACAAACGAGCACAUAUGGAUUUGUUAAGUUUGAGAACCUCGACAUGGCUCACAGAGCUAAACUUAGUAUGUCUGGGAAAAUUGUGGGCCGCAACCCCAUAAAGAUAGGUUAUGGAAAAGCAACGCCGACCACACGACUGUGGGUUGGUGGACUUGGACCAUGGGUUCCUUUAGCUGCACUUGCAAGAGAGUUUGACCGGUUUGGAACUAUAAGGACCAUUGACUAUAGAAAAGGAGACACCUGGGCCUACAUACAGUAUGAAAGCUUGGACGCUGCACAGGCAGCUUGCACACACAUGAGAGGCUUCCCGCUGGGAGGCCCAGAAAGAAGACUUAGAGUGGACUUCGCUGACACUGAACACCGCUACCAGCAGCAGUUUCUGCAGCCUCUCCCAUUGCCACCUUUUGAUAUAAUGGCAGAAUCAUUUGUCCACCGGGCCACACCUGAACCGCUGAGGGUCAGGGAACGGACUCCACCGCCGCUUCAUUUCAGGGAGAGAGAUCUCUUCCCUGGAACAGAGUGGGCCAACCCAGCUAUUCGGGAGCGGGUACGGGCCUCGCCCUUCGAGCCCCUGGAGCACUUGGACCGUGAGCGACGCACGCGGGAGCCCUGGUCCUUGGAACGAGAACUUCAGGGACGCGAACCUGUGCGCAAGCGGCGCCUGAUGGAGGACGGGCGUCACGUAGAGCACUCUCCGGACAGCACGGAGAGGACAGUGCGGCGCAGACGUGCGUCUCCGGAUGCCAGUCCCGGCGGCAGCAGCAGAGAAGGAGGCUGUUUCAGUGACUCAGAGCGGCCCGUCAGGGGGGAGAGAGCCUCCCCGACGCGCCACAGCAGCCUGGAAAGGACUGGGCCCGAGCGGAGACUCAAAGGCCAGAGUGUCUCUGACAAGGGUCUUUCAAGCAGCAGUGUUUCAAUAGUCGGUGAACGUAAGCGCAAAGCAGGUGAUGGCGGUAAAGGGCCAGCUAAAAGAGAACGUUCAGAGGGCAACUCUAAAGGAGGCCAGCUGUCCAAACUGGACGGCGCCAAGCUCGGUUUAGCCUGGCACGGCAUGCUGCUGCUUAAGAACAGUAACUUUCCAGCAAACAUGCACUUGUUGGAGGGGGACCACAGCGUUGCUGGUGACCUGCUCGUUGACGGCUCGACGGGGAGGCAGGUGAGCAAACUAAAGAUCACCCAGCGCCUCCGUCUGGACCAGCCCAAGCUCGACGAGGUGUCCCGCCGCAUCAAGGUGGCCGGUCCUGGCGGCUACGCCAUCCUGCUAGCAGUUCCUGGAACCACAGAGGAUGGGUCUUCGUCCGACCCCGCAGCCUCAACUCAGCGGCCGCUUCGUAACCUGGUGUCCUACCUCAACCAAAAACAAGCAGCUGGAGUCAUCAGCCUGCCUGUGGGAGGGAGCCGAGAUAAAGACAACACGGGGGUUCUUCAUGCUUUCCCUCCCUGUGAUUUCUCCCAGCAGUUCCUUGAUUCCUCAGCCAAAUCUUUGGCUAAAAGUGAAGAGGACUACCUGGUCAUGAUUGUGGUUCGUGGAGCAUCUUAAAAAAAAAAAAAAAAAAAUCAGAACACACUAAGUUCAAGUCAUGUUACAAAAAAAAGAAACACCUGCUGUAUGUCAGUAACUAUUGCAUGCUGUGUGUUCUGCAUUAUGGGUACACUAGUAUGGUUCCUGAGUGUUUUUAUGUUACCAUGUAAUCCGCAAAAAGGACAAACAGUGUCCUUCUAUAAAACUUAAAGGGCGUGUGUAUUUGAAGUGAUUUUUCAAGGGUGUAUGAAUAAUGCUAAAUCAUAAACCUACAGUGGCAUUUGAGGAAUACAUUUGUUAUAUGAAAAAAAGUAAUAUAGAGUAUGACUGAGUCAUUUACAGGGUUAAAAUGUAGAUGUCCAGAGCGACCACAUGGGGAAAAUAGAAAUUAAAGAGGUGACACAAUAACCCCCCCACUACAGUACAAUCUUAAACAAUUGCUUCACAAACCCUUACCACCCAGAGACAAGUCCUCCCUCACAGUAUUGGCAAAACCUGAAAAUCAAAGCAGCUAAACAAAGAUCACGUUAGUUCCCAGGUUGUUGUGUCGUAUUGACCCAGACUGUACUGGCAGCGUUAUUGUGUCUCUUUCAUACAUGUGUCCUGACAUGAAGGAAUCAGAGCAUAGCAUUUUCAAAGCUUUGAAUUACAGUGCAAUAAUAUUUAUAGUGUGACAUUUUUGAUGGGUUGAUGCAAAGGUGAGUGCGUCCUUCAAUGAAUUCAGUAAAGUUGCAGUGGCUUAUUUAGGACUGCAGUUCCAAAGCUAAUCUCGCAAGUCCUGUUCACUAUUCUCCACUACUACUCAUUUCCGGCGAUCUUGCUUUCACGAGGUAUCCACCAUAACGACUGCAGGAGAGCUGAUUUUGGGUUGCACUGAACAUCACACUGGUCUCAAUGUGUGUGUUCACAAGGUUGGCAAAAAUAUACCAGAUCAAAUGUUUCUAUAUUACCGCUCAGAUAUUUCAGUUAUUGUUGUCGUCGAGUGUUUAAAUAAUUACGUUCAGGUUAUUGGAAUGGAUUUGGGCGUAUUUUCACCAUGUUCCUCAGUACUGGAGCACUUCAUUGCAACACAGACAGUGACAUGUGUGUGUCCAGUCCAUGAGUAAAACUAAAUUCGCGUUGUCAGCUUUACGUGGAAUGCUGAAUACUAACAAAUUUAAGACCUUUUGCCCAGGGAUCAGCCCAUAACUCAAUACACAUAGCAUAGCAAAGCAUAUACUAACAUGCUUUUAAUAUUUUUUUACUUCAUAUUUUAUUUUGUGCAUCCCUACUUUAGGAAUGGUGUAAUGUUAAUUAUGAAAAACUACAUUAUUAAUGUAGUGAAACUUAGAGGAUUUUGUGUUGACAUUGGACGGUCUAUUUCAUUUCCUUUGGUCUUAUAAGAAUAGUACGGCUAUUCAGUUUCAGUACAUUGUUUGGUCAAAGUAACAAACAUGAUGAUGUGAAGUAAGUAGGUCUGUGUAAGUUUAGGCUUUUAGCACUACCCUAACAGUUAAUGUUUGAAUUUCAAUAUUAGAGCUCUAAAUCUGCCACAUUUUUACUUCUUUCUGCCAACAUGUUCCCAAGGCCUACUUACACGUUUUUAUUUUGCCAUUGUAUGUUUGUCACAGAGUAGAAAUCCAUCCCAAAUUAUGGCUUGUUGAGUUUGGUUGACUAUGUUUUGAAAAUGUUCAUGUGUUUGAAAAUGUGUUGUGUGUCAACAUCACAAUACUGCGACGUUGGACUCCAGCGUGGACGAGUGCAGAGCGACAAGCCUCUGCAGAGAAGGCAACUUAGUGUUUGUGAGUCCUCCCUGACGAGGCUGUUAAGUUGUGUAGUCCACCUGCACCUGUGCUGACUUCUGUUUUAAAUGGAAAAUUGAGCAAUGUACACGUUGAUGUCAUGGGAAAGGAUAAUCCAUAGAGCUCAUCCGAGGCUGUUCACAUACCAGAGAGUGCAUUUGAGCACUUAAUGUGACCGAUUAUCAAUAAAUUGUUCAUUUGAAGGGAAA